Arctia plantaginis is the source of this 1524-nucleotide messenger RNA. NCBI's taxonomy places the organism in Eukaryota, Metazoa, Arthropoda, Insecta, Lepidoptera, Erebidae. The record is from the annotation of a GenBank genome assembly.
AUGAAAUUAGUAAAAUUGCCAUUUACACUAAGGAUCACGCGGGUCGUGAUCGAAGGUGUAGUAAAUAUUAACUUAGAAAAUUGUGCACUCACUAUGGAAGCGAAUAAAGAAAAUGUGUUCAAAACUAAAAUACCUUUGCCAAUGGGAGCAUUACCAGCGCUACCGAUACGUUUAUUAGUUGAGAAAAAAAUCUUACUAAAACAAGGUAAUGUGCCUUCAAGAAUUCCUUUUAAGACAUUAGGGAACCAAAUAUCUCCAAAGGCGGGUCCAAGCGAGAGUUUUCAUAAACCCAAAUCGUUUAGAAAUAUUGAUACAAAACAUGUUACUUUAAGACAUAGAAGUGAAGACUUGGAUUGGAAUUAUAAUGUUUUUAAAGACAAAGAAACUUCGAAUGAGUCUUCAAGUAUUAUUUCUAUAAGUGAUGACGAAAUUUACCUAGAUCAAGAAAAUCAGCAUUUCUUUGUUGAUCAGAAAAACGAUUUGGGCGACGUAUUCUCUUCUGUUACUCCUAACCUGAAAGAUUGUUUGGCACCAAAUCGUGUGAGAAAUAUAAAAAGAAGUCUGAAAAGACCUCACAGUCGUGAAUUGCAAGGUUUGUCUCCUGUGCCAAGACAAGAGAAGUUUGGUGAUAAAGCAAAACGUCGUUUACCAUUCACUGAUCUGCAAGAUGGACUCCAGUCCCCCGAUCGUUGGAAGACAUCUUAUAUGAGGUGCUUGGAUCGGGACUAUAUAGUAGAGAUUUUUGAUUACUUGCUGAAUGUAGAGACAAAACCGCUAGAUGUACCGAAGACUUCAAGUAUAACUAGAGCGUGUGUCAUCAACUGGCUUAUGAGAGUCAAUGGCGCAGAUGGUAACCCUUCCACAAUUCAAACGGCUUGCUGGUACCUAGAUUCAAUUCUAGGCACGGUUCAUGUGCAACUGGACAAGUUGCAACUAACUGCAGCUGCAUGUUACUGGAUAGCGCAGAAGUUUCACGGGCCAGUAACCCCUGCAGCCAAACUGGUGAAGUGUGCGAACAAAGCGUUCACAGCUGACAAGCUGCUAAGCGCUGAGAAAGCUGUUCUUAAGAAAAUGAGAUUUACUCCUCAACCAGUCGUCGUGCAAGACUUCAUAGGCUACCUCUCCUGGUAUUGUGAUCAAAAUCAUGGCGGUGAAAUAGAAGUAGCCGCCACAUUCCUUUACAUGUGUGGCUUGAUGGUAGAAAAGGUUCUCUGCGAUGAAUUCCCCUCGGUUAUAGCCGUCGCUGCUGUUAAGAAUGCUUUAUAUUUGUUGAAUAAGAAAGAAUUGAUGUAUUACCUGCAAAAAUGUCACGUAUUUAAGGCAGCAGAGAAGAAAGCUACGAAUUUGUCUUCAACGUGUUCAUUUCUUCGCCGAGCAGUUCGAACGGUGUCUUCUCCAAUUUACGAAUACAAAACUCCGCUGGAACACUACAGUUUUCCGCCCAGUUUUAUCGCGCAAAAAAUCGUCACCGUGGCUAACGAGCUUUCCGUAAUAGAUGUUAGGAAUACUGGUGGACGUUAUUAA